Molecule: messenger RNA, 1774 nt
Organism: Lolium rigidum
Lineage: Eukaryota; Viridiplantae; Streptophyta; Magnoliopsida; Poales; Poaceae
Exons: 9
Coding region: 61-1518 (485 amino acids)
Source: RefSeq, a predicted model, not a curated record
UAGAUCCUGGAGAUCUGUUGUUAGUUCAUCGCCAUAGAACUCGUCGUCAGUCCUCAAAGAAUGGCUCAAACCAGUUCCUCUUCCCCCGUGUUAGCAACGAACCAAGAAACAUCGGGGAAUGAUAGAGGCCAUACUCACAAUCAAGGCAACCAUGAAGCUUCAGUGGCCAUACCAUCUGAGGUGCGAAUGUUGGAUCGAAGCUUCAUGAAUCCGGAUUCGGUACGUACGGAUCCGAUGCACAGCGAACUGGAUGAAGCCUCGGCAGAUACAGAGCGACCCCAUUUCUGCACUCAACCUACGAAGGCGCGUGUGGACACCAGAUCACAGGGACUGGAUGAGGAGAUCAAUAUUCCAGACACCCACCCUGUGGCACGAUCCAAGUGCUGCAGCUGUUGUUGCAUCAAAGAACUAGCAGGAGUUCUUGCUAAGAACAACGACAUGAAAGAAUUAGCAGGAGUUCUUGCUAAGAACAACGACAUCAUGGAAAAGCUGGGCAACUUGCUUUCAGUCACACUGAAGCAUAUUACCAGUCAUGAAUUUUCACUGGACCCUGAACAGUAUCCAGCGCAAAGAAGGAUUGGCCGGUCAAAAUCAGCGAAGGCCAACAUGUAUACAGCAAGCGGCCCCUGUGGCAAGGUCGUUCGUGUUGAUAAUCCCCCCGAAUCCCAUGUGCUAAUGGACAGAUCUGCCGCACCUCGCAAGAGAACAAAUGAUCAGUCUUCCAGCCCAGGUCUACUGAAGAAAGGAAUUAUAUCAGUAUCUGUCCUUGAGCAGCCGGAACUACGUCUCAACGCCGAAAGCCUGGGCAAAGCUAAUGCGUGGAAUUUGUCUAGGGAUUGGAUCGUGUUGUCGGACACAUACGACAUCCGAAUAUCUGGAUCACAGCUUAAAAUGUUCCUCCAAGACAAGGCAGUGCUACCACUUUGUCUCUGUCGAGCUAUAACUCACAUGCUUCAGUACAAGGAAGGAAUGAGGGCAGCCUUGUAUAAAGACUAUAUCCCAACCCAUUAUUUCACGGCAGGGCAGUCGUUCAGAUCAUCCAGCCCCAGCGAUCCCCUUGGUGGUUAUAUGCAGGCAUUGCGGCACUACAAGAUAAACAGUUGCGACACAUAUGUCGCCCUUGUGGAGAAUAACAUGCAGUGGGCUUGCUACUCUUUCUAUGUGCCUGGCAAGGUUGAGACAAUCAUUGAUCCAUGCUCCGAGAGUAAUUCUCAGGAAGACAUAAUUGAGAAGCACAAAACUAUGCUAAACUCUGUCCGUGGAGAAGUGAUCCAGUUUGCCCGUAGCUUGCAUAACAAACCGGCCAUUGGGUGCGAACCCUGGCAGACCCAAACCAUCAAUGGCCAGCAGAUAAAUUUUAGUGGGGCGGACUCCGGACUCUACGCUCUGUUAGGUGCACAAGAAGUUAAUGCUAAAGAUGGGACGGCGGCCACUAUAGAGGGAACCCCUGACUGGAAGAAGUUCAGUAUGAUAGAUGACCUGCUGAAGAUGGCAGGGAACAUGGCUAAGAUCCCCUAGAGCAUCCAUCUCGGACACAGCAACACAGAAGUACCUAGGAUGUGUAAUGAAAAAAACUCGUGGAUACCCUCCGAUGUUCCAGUGCACUCGUUUAUCAGUUUGUUGUGUGCGUUGCCCACAUGUUGCUUCUCCAAUAGUUUGUCAACUUCCAUAGCUGGUUGUUCCAGUCAAUAAUUAAUCUAGUUUAAUUUCCUUCGUCUAGCACGUUUCUGCAUUGCCAAUGUUGUAUAGCUCUGUUUUGACACGGAUGUUUGGA